Molecule: messenger RNA, 1673 nt
Organism: Neoarius graeffei (lesser salmon catfish)
Lineage: Eukaryota; Metazoa; Chordata; Actinopteri; Siluriformes; Ariidae
Exons: 6
Coding region: 342-1130 (262 amino acids)
Source: RefSeq, a predicted model, not a curated record
AAUGGCGACCGCUUAAAAGAAGUGAAUGCUCUGCCAGUGGCGAGUGUGGACGUUGCGUGACUCGCAGAAGAUUGUCGCAGGAGGGUCCCUCCGGUGAAUGUGCGGAUCCUCUAUGCACUUGGGAUUACAACACUGUUCCCUAAAUUGAAGGACCCGGAUUCUUAGAAUGGCUAUGAACAUUUCUAUGAUCACCAGAGUGGUUCCGGCUACCUAGCGUGGAGGCUGAAAACUGUUCAGCGGAACUCUGCUCAAGACAGCAAGAAAUCCAGGACCACUUUCCAAGAGGGCCCCAAGACUCCACGCAGUAUCCGUUCAGAUGAGAAGCAGUUGACCGGUGAUGAAUGCAGGGAAGCCAUAUACACUCAAGUGAUACGACCCUUGUCAAAAAUAAGAUGAAGGCAACAUUCCAGCACAGGCAAAAGGUGGUUCACGACCCAGAUACUGCUUCUUCUGUCCUGGAUCUCUUUCCCAGGUUCUUGGAUACACCUGGCUUGAUUGAUCAAGACUUCACAAUGAUCUUUGGUGAGGAGGUGUCUGGUAAAUUCCUCUCGAAGUGGCCAACAUUUUUCAAACCAAGAGUCAUCGCAGAUUGCUGCAAGAAUCUAACCCCGAGUCCGCAUGUGGAUGAGCUACUUCUGUCUGCACAACAGGAGUCUGAUGAUGGUGUGUGGCAUUCUGAAGAGUGGGACUCUGAGAUGGCCGCCAUCCUUCUGCUGCUUCACCUCUUGCCUCCAACAGUUAAAGGCAAGAAGACCGGCAAGAUGAGCGCAUCAGAGGCUGCUAGAUGCCUGAUCAAGUUCAUGAAGGUGGGGUCAAGCAUGGAGACCGUCCUUAAAGAAACUGGCCCCAAACAGCCCUUUCUUCUCGGUGUCGGAGAAAGAAGCAACAGCAUCCGGGAUUUCUACAUCAUCCUGGACCAGAAGGCCAUUCCCUGCAGGAUGCAGACCCCAGUUGCUGCCUUUGAUGAGCUCUUCAAGGCGCAUUAUGCUUUUGCUGUGUCAUAUGAUGAAGCGCUGUCCAGCUUCUUCAUCUUCAUCCAAACCACUGUGUAUGGCAUCGACGUCGGCAAAGUGAAAGAGAGUCCUCGGGUAAAAGAAAUCAGAGCGAGGCUUCUUCACUGUGAAGUUUGAAGACCGAUUUUGACCAGAAAUGUACACGUUACAUUUGCAAGGUACACCACACCAGUUGUUCCGUGUUAUUUAGACAUUUGAAGUUUGAGCAUGGAUUGUAUCCUGGAAGGUCUCUGCGCUUGAACUGUGGAGAGCGUGGUUGUUCAUUUGUUUUUUGUACAUAUUCUGGUUACCAACGUCACCUAUCUCAAGCACAUAAAGACUGUCUUGAUCCAGAUCCCGUCAGCAGUUUUGAAUUUGAGCCUGUAGCUGGACCUUCCACACCAGUGAAUGUGGAUCCUCCUGUGAGGGUCACUACACAUGUUCCAGUUGAAAAGAAGAAUAUACUGGACAUGUGCAGCUCUGUUAUUGCUCAGGUUCACGCCUCAGGUGUUCCAGAGAGUACUGUGCAGUGUUUAGUUGGCUCAAUGGAGGAACUGGUUAAUGACAUCCAGGGGUUCCCUGAAGGAAACAGGGUCACCAAAGGGGCUGGGAUCCAGAUGGGAGUUGGGUUCCAGAAGGGUGUCAGGUUCCUCAAAGGGGUCAAGAUACUGCAGGGGGGCA